Messenger RNA from Acanthopagrus latus (yellowfin seabream), 5095 nucleotides. RefSeq names its product F-box protein 16 (gene fbxo16). The coding region runs from base 2166 to 3329 and encodes 387 amino acids. The record is from RefSeq and is a predicted model, not a curated record. NCBI's taxonomy places the organism in Eukaryota, Metazoa, Chordata, Actinopteri, Spariformes, Sparidae. The transcript is spliced from 9 exons. Gene Ontology annotation, molecular function: protein binding.
GAGCUCAGAGUAUACUGAAAAGACGAAAAGAGCCAGAAGUAACUGCUGACGUAGCUUCUGUCCUCAGACUGUGAGACUCCUGAACAUCCUCAACAACACAGACUGCUUUGGUUUCUGUCCGUCUGUCAGGAAGCAUUAAAUGAGUCAAACUAAUUUUACAACCCUGGUGUUGUCAAAUGUUUUCUAUCAGAUCAGUAGGAAUUGUUGUGCUGCUCAGACAGACUCACACUCUGGACUGUAUAGACUUCAGACACGAGAGCGCCACCGACCAUCAGAAGCUCCGUGUUAAAUUCCAAACUUAAUGUCUGCAGGAGAUCAAACAAACAGAUUUCUUCAGUCAGUCUACAUCAAUAAGAGUUUUGGUGUUUUUAAUACGAGCUGGAGGUUUUUUGUUUGGAAAUGAAGCAAACUUACAACCAUUCUUUCAUUCAUCAAGGCAGAAACUGCUGUCAAAUAUUAAUGUUCCCCAUCUUUGUUUUUAAUGAGUACGACUGAAGGUCAGUGUCAUGUCCAUGGCUGUCGGCCAUUUUGUCCCUCUGUCUUUCACAGACAGACCACAAGUGUCACGUAAAAUAUUAAUCAAGUAUUUAACUAAUUGUAAUUUAGUCUAUUUUAAAGUAAUACUUUAUUUUAAUGAUGCUGAUAUUUAUUGAACAAAGUAUCAAUCAAUAUAAUAUUGUUUCAUAAUGAAACUAGUAAUUAUACAAUAAAAUAUGAAUUGUAGGGAAACGUUUUACUUUACACUGUUACACUUUAUUUGUCCCCAGGGGCAAUUACAGGAAGUUAAUAAAGUCGGCUGACAUUAUGUGUAGACUCAUGUGUCAAGUACGAUCUGUAACGAAGGACCUUAAUUUAUUUAUGUACCAAUACUUUAUAUUUUGUGUUGAUAUAUAGCAAAAACCCAUGUUGUCUGAAGAUGUUAUUUCCUUUAACAGAUGUGACAGAAUUACUCUGAAGGCCCGGUGGCUGCGGUCCGGUCCGGUCCUGCUCAGUCUGUGUGACUUUACGCAGCUCUCCUCUUUCUUUCUUCACAGCAGGUUUUCUGUCUUCGUUGCGUGCGACCGCUCAUCCGAGAGCGAGCAGGCUUUAACUUCUGAAUGAAAAACUUGUGUGACUGGUGGGACGGAGAGAAAACAGAGAAAACUGAGAAAACAGAGAAAACAGAGAAAACAGGCCUUAAAGGUUUCAUCAGGAGACCGACAGCAGCGGGUUUACACUUAAAUGAUACAAACGAUUAUUCCCUAAAAAACACGACUAUGAACAAACUUAUCACUAUCAUCAUCAUUAUUAUUAUCAAUACUUAAGGGUGUGAAUCACAAGUUUAAUCAUGAUAUUAUUAAAUUACGAUAUUAUAUUGAUUCUUUGGACAACAAUACAAUAGUUGCCGAUAUCACAAAGUCUCUGCCUCGAUUGAGUUCGAUACAGGGGCCUGCGAUCGAUAUGAGGUGACAUCAUCAAUCUGCUGUUUGUAAUAAAAACAAAGCCUGUUCAGAAAAGGAGCAGAGCAUUGAUCAUAGAAUCUUUAUAUUGAUCCAGAUCAGUGUAUUGGUACACCCCUAAUUAUUACUAAUUCCACCACUAAAGAUAAAAAAAAGGUCUAAAAAUAAAUUGAUUUUGAAAAUGUCACAGUUUAAAGAAUAAAUCCAAUAAUUUGACAUUUAAAAUGAUAAACAAUACCUAAGAAUAUAAUUCUACUCCGGGAAACGUGUUUUCCUGCCGUAUCAGCGUGAGAGACAGAUGGUCUGUACAGCAGACGAGCUGUCAGGCCUGCUGCACUGCAUUUGUCAUCAUUAGAGGCAGUGACGCCUGCACACACUCCACACAGCACACACUCCACACAGCACACACUCCACACAGCACACACUCCACACAGCACACACUCCACACAGCACACACUCCACUGUGGUUUGCUUUGCAGCAACCCCUACUGUGUGUGACAAGCUGUGACAGCCAGCCCAUGUAAGGAGAGUACGCUCACUGUUACUAUAGAAACAAGUAAACUGUGCACGGCUAAGAGAAGAAGAAGAAGAGUUGGCUGCACGGACGCAAAGGCCAGCAGGAGUUUGCUCGUAGAGAGUUUCAGUGUGUUUAGAAGUUGGAUUUAUUUUCUCGUGCCAGCAGAGGAAACGUGACGUGCGUCUCCUUCACGCUGCUGUUACUCAGAGAUGCCACUUGCACCGAAGUCGUCUGCGAGCUCGGCCAAGCUGCAGACCACGCUGAGCUCCUGGACUCCUCUGAACCACCUGCUGUCCAACAGCAAGGUGUUUGCAGAGAGACGCAGCCUUCUGGCUAAGUGGUUUGACAGGUGGUCCGACAGUCAGAGGAAGGCGGUGCUGCAGGACUUGGUGCUGAGCUGUUCCUCAGAGCAGCUGGUGUUCCUGAGCCUCAGCGUCAACAGACGGCUCCCCCUGCAGGCUGCAGACUUCACCUGCAUGCUGCCCAGAGCGCUCUGCCUGUACAUCUUCUCCUUCCUGGACCCUCGCAGCCUCUGUCGAUGUGCUCGGGUGAGCUGGCACUGGAGGAGCAUCGUAGAACUGGACCAGCUGUGGAUGCCGAAGUGUCUAAGGCUCGGCUGGUGCAUCAGCUUCUCCCCCACAGCCUUUGAGCAGGGCGUCUGGAAGAGACACUACAUCCAGACUGUGCAGGAGCUGCGACUCGCCUCACUGCAGACCUCCUGGUCCCAGCAGCCAGUAGCAGUUCCACAUGUAUCAGCCAUCAGCAGUGCACAUGAAGACCCGUCAGAACCGGACCUCCUCGGGGAGGAACAUCCAGCAUCCGGCACCCUGCCAUUUAGAAACAUCUCCAAGAAGAGGCAGCAGUCUGCACCGCCUCCGUGGAGAGACUCGGACAGACAUCCUAAAGACACGCUACGCUUCAACUACCUGGACAACCUGGACCCGACAGAACCAGUCCAGAAAGGGCAGAUGAACAUCAGAGCCUCCACCUGCUGCAGUAACCAGUGGAAGCCAGACGACGGGAGCAGGAAGUCGCUGUCUGAGGCACAUUACAAACUACGCAAAGCCAAAUCGCUGAUGUUCCUCAGCUCCAACUCAAGACCCCAAGAACAUCCUCCUCCUCCUCCUCCUCCUCCUCAGUGUCGACCCUCCUGGGCGACCUGCAGUCAUGACCAUCCCGUCACCAAGGAGACGGCCAGCAGCCUGCUCCAUCUGGCCCGCUGGAACGCCGGGAUUCAUCCGGGACCAGCGAGGCCGGCGGUGCCUCGGCUGAGCGUGGAGGCGCUCAGGGCGUCGCAGCGUUCACACCGGAGCACUCCCAGUACGCCGCUGUUUGAGGUUCAGCCCUGGACCGUGUUCUCGUCACACAGGUGAGACGUGGAGUGAAGAACAUCGUCAGAACCACAGAUCAGAUCAGGACAAAGAGUCAAGCCCCAGAACUUACUAACUAACUAACUAACUAACUAACUAAAGGACCCAGAGAGGUUUGACCUCCUGAGGGUUGUGAAGCAGAAAUUUGUUUUUUUUUGUUUUUUUUUAAGUAGACAGAAUUUUGCAUGUCAUGAUAUUUUGAUAUUUUACCAUUUCUGUUCAAGUAUAUCCUUUAAUUAUAUCCUUUUAUAUCCUUUAAUAAUUUUUCACACAUGUGACUUCUUAAAGAUGACUGAAGAUAUUUUUAUAUUUUUGAUCGAUAUUUUUGGUCCAUGUUUUGUUUUUCCCCACACAGUCCCACAGAAAAGCAGCAAAUGGUGGCGGAGAAAGUACAUAAAUAAAUAUAAGUUUUAGAAUUAAUAAACUACGACGUCAUUUGAUUUCAAGCUCGUACAAAAAGCCAAAAGGAAACAUCCGUCUGUAUAAGAAAUGUACCACCUUUAUUAUCCAAUUCACACGUCCCAUUCAAUAUGCAAUACAAAGCCAAAGCAAUUUAUAUAAACAGUAAGUCUGAACUCUGAACAUAUUAAACAAAAACUGUCAGUUUAAGACAAAAAGAGAAACAAACUGAUUCGGUGUCAGAUUGAACACACAGUAGCAUCUCAGGCAGAGAAGAAGGAGCGUCGUGAACAUCAGCCGCGACACAAGACGUGACACUUCAGUCAGAUAUGAAAUAUCCGUAUCAUACGUACGCCUCGUUUCACUCACCGCAUAUAAAACAUUGCAUUCAAUGUACAGCUCACACACACACACACACACACACAUAUAUAUAUUACUAAAUACAAGAGGAUCAAAAUAUAAACAGACUGAAUAAUGAACGGUAGAUACCUGACUUGUUAAUUUAAUGCGUUAAUGACUAUGGUUCAUUAUGUUUAUGGCUUGUGGAUGAAAUAAAAAGUAUUUCUGUGUUGAAACAUAAAAAUACUUUCUCCACGAGUUCACAGGUUCAGGCUUUAAGACCACGACGUGCUCCAUGAUGAGUGAUGACAGUUUAUUAUUAUUAUUGAAACUUAGUAAAGUCUUUACAGCUGAUCCAAGUAUUUAGUAGUCGUUUGCUUUCAGUUCGCACACAGUAAAAAAAGGAAAAGAGCCACAAUUCAGCUUGCAGCCGUCGAGAUUGUCUGACAUUGUGAGAAAGUUAGUUUGAGUGCGUUAGGGUUACAUGCGUAUUGGUUAUGAUAAGCAGACGGUCAUCAGUCAUUUCUGUGAAUGAGGCUUUGAUGUACAAACUUUGAUAUCAUUUAUUUAUUAUUUAGCCAAAAUGUGAGAUUUUUUGGCCUUUUCUAAUAGAGAAACACAUUUUCUGUUCAAUGCUGAAGCCACGAUAAAGUCACUGAAAACAGGGACAAACAGUCGAUUCUAAUUUAGUCUUUCUUCAUCGUGGCCUUUUCAAAGCUUAGGAACGCCGACAAACUGGAUCUUACUGGCUGUGCAAAGUUAGUUUGAUGUUCACAGUGGAUUUAUUUUAACAGUUGCACAAUGAUUGAGUCUGAAAACAAUAAAGACAAAUACAGAAAACAUCCUGAUGGUUUUAGCAAUACAUCAUACAUCAAACCAAAUCGAUCCCUCGUGCUCACAAUAUUUAGCCCUUCACUGCAACACAAAACAAAAAGUCCAACUUUUAACAUCGAUUGAUUUCAUAUCCUGUCAUUAAAGUGAAAACACAGAAACAACUUCACUUGUUUUAACAUACGUCGAACUUUCAACCG